Molecule: messenger RNA, 839 nt
Organism: Cutaneotrichosporon oleaginosum
Lineage: Eukaryota; Fungi; Basidiomycota; Tremellomycetes; Trichosporonales; Trichosporonaceae
Biological process (GO): Golgi organization; endoplasmic reticulum to Golgi vesicle-mediated transport; intracellular protein transport
Cellular component (GO): COPII-coated ER to Golgi transport vesicle; Golgi apparatus; endoplasmic reticulum
Source: RefSeq, a predicted model, not a curated record
CAUCUACUUCAUCCCAUUUAUCCACCAUCAUGAGGCUGGCCUCGUUCCUCCUGGCCGCCGUGCCAUUGCUGUCUGCCGUGCAGGCGCUGCAUUUCUACUUCGAGUCGAACGAGAAGCGGUGUUUCCUCGAGGAGCUGCCGUCGGACACUAUUGUCGAAGGACAUUAUCGUGCACUCCUGUGGGACGAGACGACGAAGCAGUGGACCACGAACCCGCAGCUCGGGAUCACGGUCAACGUUGAGGACCUCUUCUCCGGCAACACGGUCGUCAACACGCGCGGGCCGCACGCCGGCCGCUUCACCUUUGCCUCGUCUGAUGCCGCCGACCACAACAUCUGCCUGCACUCGAACUUGACGGGCGGGUGGAUGUCCGGCACCGAGCACAUCAAGAUGUACCUCGACAUCACGGUGGGGUCGUCCAAGCUCGACGCAUCCGGGGACAAGCAACACGCAGACACGCUCGCGACCAAGCUGCAGGAGCUCAACCAGAAGGUCGCCGACAUCCAGCGCGAGCAGCGGUACAUGCGCGAAGUCGAAGCGACGUUCCGUGACGCGAGCGAGGCGACAAACACCAAGGCGGUGUGGUAUGUCAUCAUGCAGAUCUGCAUCUUGCUCGCGGCUGGCGUGUGGCAGAUGCGGCACCUCAAGGUCUACUUUGAGGACAAGAAGCUGCGUUGAGCUCUCUCGCUGGCGAUUACACGACACGCGACGACCGCCCCGAUGCGACGAAUGCCCAAGUGGGACAUGGCACAUUGGUCCAUAGCUGUAGGCCAUGCACUGCUGGAACGAUGGUUGCGCGAGAGGACGUUUGGUUACGGGGCUGGACGACGAGGUGUGUCC